AUGUUCGGCCUCAAGACCACUUCAGUUGCCCUGCUUGCCUUUUUCAGCACCGUCUCCUUGGCUGUGCCGACAUCCAGCGACGCCGGUAUGAUUUCGGCCCGCCAAAUCGACACCAGCGACUGGGUUCCCUUCGAGUUCGAGGGCAAGACACUCAAAGUCAACCCUGCUGCUCUCAAUAUUACCAAAUCGCCUGGUGAAGUUUCCGUUAAGGUCAUCACGAACGACUGCUGCGGUGGUAGCAGCUUUGUCGGCACUGGAGCCCCGUACCCCAACGUUGGCGACUGUGCGGUCAUUCGGGAUUGGGCCUACACACUCAACCAGUACUGGUCUAUCUGGACAAACACCCCAGACUACCACGGUGUCGUGGUGUACGGCACUUGCGUCUUUGGAGCUGGCACCAGAAAUACUUAUGACACUUACAUUGGAUCAUCCGAUAUUGGUGACCUCGUCCGGGAUGCCAUCAACGGCCACUCUAGCAACGGCGUCGUCAAUUGUGCCGGCGACAUGGGAUGUGAGAACCAGUGCACACAAUCUGGCUGCCCGUUUUCCGGACGCUCGGCUGUAUUCUGGAAGAUGCAGCACAACUGA
This is a messenger RNA of Colletotrichum chrysophilum, 588 nucleotides long. RefSeq lists its product as uncharacterized. Lineage: Eukaryota; Fungi; Ascomycota; Sordariomycetes; Glomerellales; Glomerellaceae. The record is from RefSeq and is a predicted model, not a curated record. The coding region runs from base 1 to 588 and encodes 195 amino acids. The transcript has 3 exons.